Molecule: messenger RNA, 3119 nt
Organism: Ectocarpus siliculosus
Lineage: Eukaryota; Phaeophyceae; Ectocarpales; Ectocarpaceae
Source: the annotation of a GenBank genome assembly
GAUUUCCCAUGAACUCGACACCUGCCCCAUGAACUCGAAACCUACUCGCGUCUGCUCUGUAACCGACCCCAUCUUCUACUUGCCGAUGAUGCCAAAGGCAGUCCAUCGGGUCAGGGAUGGGCUUAAUUCUUGAGUCUCCACGGGCCUCUAGAUCUCCAACAACCAGAAUGGAUGUGGCAUCAUAAAACGUGCUCAACUAUGCGCUGCUGAAACAUAUCUAUCUACUCUCCCGUUACCGUACGAUUCCCUUCAAAGCUGAUGCUCCCGACGAUUUUAUCUACACGUUGACGAAACUGCUUCUAAAUGGACACAAACCUCUACCUCUUGGUUACCGCCAGCGGCAACUUUAGCAGUACUGAUCAUCGUCUAAAGAGACAACCUCGACACUAUUCUAACCCCCACCAGCAGCAGCAGCAGCUUCUGCCGUAGCAGCGGCGAUGACGUCAGCAGAUCUCAAAGCUCUGACGGCACGUCGUUGAAAAGCUCCAUGAAAUCCUCGAACUUCUUCUGCACGGAAGCUUGCGCCUUCAUGAAGGCAGCCGCGUCCUUCUCUCUCGCAGGUACGUCCGCCGCCUGCACCUCUUUCUGGAUGCUCCGCACGAGGGCGAGGGCGGACUUCUUCUUGUCCGGCGGGAAAGUGCCCGCGAGGUACUCGAGUUCCCCGCCGAGCUGAUACACCUUGCGGAGGAACAGGGCGACGUUCUUCCACUCGUCGGCGGUCACGUCCGCGCCCUGGCGCUCGAUUGACUUGCCCAGGGCCGCCCAGUCCUUCUGCACCUUGACGAGGUUGGAGAAUUGUCGCGCCCCGUCCGGCAGCCCCCCUUCUCCUACGCCUACCUCGGCCGAGGCAAACUCCGGUCCCUGUGAUACCGCCACCGCGCCCGUGAUGGCAGCUCCUAGCAUUCUACCGGCCCACUGGCCACGCGACAUCCCGCCGCCGUCACUCGGCAGGGCGCCAGUCGUCAUCCUGGUGGCCCUGCUUCUGCAAGAAGGGUCUGGCCCUACUCCUGCUGCUGCUGCUCUUGCUGCCGGAGCAUGUUGUUUUCGUACGAACGAGAUUGCGCCGCAUUUUGCCGGUGCUGCUGACGCGAUCGCAUGAGGAUGAAGCACGAAGCUGUGGACUCCGGACGUCGCAAGACGUAAAAGAAAGACCAACGAGGAUGCAGCUGCCGACGAGUUUCCGAGCUUCAUGACAGAACAAGGAGAGAUCGGGGCGUAUGGUACGUAUGCGUCGCUGCUGUGGCAGUUGCAUGCUAAAGGGGGAAGGGGGUGGUAACACAGCAGUCGCGGGGCCACAACAAGCCACGGUGCCGCUUCGGCACAAUCACAAAGGUGACUUGCGUACCUGCUGUGUCGAAGUCGGCCCGACUACGCAUCCCCAUCUAUCAUCUAUCAUCUAUCAUCUAUCUGCCCUGCUCCUCGCCCUUCACAGAUCAAACUGGCGGAGGGCGAGCUAUGGGCCUACGCGAGAGGUUUCUGACGGCUGCGGUGGCCCUACCGCUGGCCCUGUGGGCCAUUUUCCAUGACGCUUGGCUAUGCCUUUCGCUGGUUCUGGUGCUACAGGCGGUUUGCGUGCAGGAGGUGGGCGAGCUUCUGCGCAGAACAAGGGCCGCUCGAGCAAUAGCUGCCACGGGCGUUGGGGUGGCUUUGCUGGGCAGCACCUUCCUCUUCCACGUCAUCGCCGAGACGGUUUCUCUGAUCACCGCGUUCUGUGGCCGCGACGCUGCAGGGAUCGCGAUGUGCGUCGGUAUGGCUUUAAUCGUGGCCCGCCGCCUGGUGCUCAUGCGUGACCAUUGGGUUGCUUCGAAACUCUCCGCGGAGAAACCGGUUGGGGUUAGUGGUGGUGGUGGUGGUGGAGGCGGAGAAGGGGAUGGUGCUGGGGUGAUGGAGGCUGGAGUUUUCCUGCUGGCCCUCGAAAUUUCGGCGAUGCUUUGGAUGGUCUGUGGCUGCUCCUCGCUCGUAGCGCUUCGAUUCAGGGGCUCAAGAGGCGCUGCAGACGUUGUUUUUCUCCUGGCGGUUGUGUUCAACUCGGACAACGGAGGGUUGCUGGCGGGCUCCAUGUACAAGGUUCUUCGACGAAAGCGGCAGCUGCACCUUUCCAGCAGCGAGCUUCUCCAACGACACCAACGAUCGUCUGCGAGUCAAACACCGCCGGCCGCCGCUGGUGCCGCCGAGAUGACCCCCGGGCAAAAACACCCAGGUCUCCUCACCGUCGCGAGUCCCGGCAAAACCUGGGUAGGCGUCACUGGAUCCAUCGCCCUGGGAACGGCCACUGCCCUGACUCUCGAACAGGCUCUUCUCUUUCUUUUGCAUGAACCGUUGCUGUCGAGAGUCGGGGAGAGCCUUCCGGGCGAGGAGGAAAGAGGGGGUGUUUUUUCCGUCGGGGGCAUGUCAUCCGGGCGCCUCGGGGUUGUAGGGGCGGGCCUCUGCAUCGUGGGCGUCGUGGGGGAUUUGUGGGAGUCUCUGCUGAAGCGGACGGCGAUGGUAAAGGAUUCCGGCACAGUCUUUCCUGGCCACGGGGGCUGCCUGGACCGUCUGGACGGCGUCUUGACAGCAGCACCGCUAUACUUGGCUGUCCUCACGGCGUUUGGGUUGUCACCAGUGGAUGAGACAUAGAUAUGGCCGCUGAUGUUCGCACACGGUAGCAGUGUUUUACUGGUUUCAAGAUUACGUGCGACGCAGAAUGUCCCUCGCCGCUUGCCCACACGUGCAUGACCUCCACUACCCUAGUACCCGGUGUUGGGUUUCGGCGUCAUGAUGCGGAGGCCGCGACUUUCAGCUUUCAUCGCACAGGUGAUGAUUCGGAAAAGUUUCCUAUUAGCUUGCGCCACGUGAUUUCCCGGUCGCCCUCAAGCGGCAAGUGCUCACCGGGAGCAGAACGGUGAAUGGCCAAGCGACGUUUUUUUGGAACCACGUACUCAAACACAACGGCAAACCAACGUCAAGUCGAGGAAGAAUACGAUCAAAGACCUAGUCUACAGUAGUGGCGUGCAGUAAUCCUGCAAGCUGUGGUGUGCCCGAGCAUGACUAUGGUGAAACGGUCCCGUUGUGUUGGUACCUCCGCCUGUGCCAUGGUCGGGCGGUGGAGUGAAGGAGCGGGUUGAAUCGCGGUGAAACGU